Messenger RNA from Pygoscelis adeliae (Adelie penguin), 1459 nucleotides. RefSeq names its product transcription factor CP2-like 1 (gene TFCP2L1). Bases 1 to 1422 code for a protein of 473 amino acids. NCBI's taxonomy places the organism in Eukaryota, Metazoa, Chordata, Aves, Sphenisciformes, Spheniscidae. Gene Ontology annotation, biological process: regulation of transcription by RNA polymerase II. Gene Ontology annotation, cellular component: nucleus. Gene Ontology annotation, molecular function: DNA-binding transcription activator activity, RNA polymerase II-specific; RNA polymerase II cis-regulatory region sequence-specific DNA binding. The record is from RefSeq and is a predicted model, not a curated record. The transcript has 15 exons.
AUGUCCUCCGGUAAAUUAUUGUCUUUCACUCUCCCACCUGGAAAAUACCCCCUGACAGAUGUCCUUGCACUGCCGAUCUUCAAGCAGGAAGAACCGCAGCUGUCUCCUGAGAAUGAUGCCAAACUGCCUCCCUUUCAGUACGUCCUCUGCACAGCCACGUCACCUGCUGUGAAACUGCAUGAAGAAACCCUGACCUACCUCAACCAAGGUCAGUCUUAUGAAAUCCGUCUACUUGAGAAUAGGAAAUUGGGAGAGUUUCAAGAUUUAAACACAAAAUAUGUAAAGAGCAUAAUUCGUGUAGUUUUCCAUGAUCGACGCCUGCAGUACACAGAGCAUCAGCAGCUCGAGGGCUGGAGGUGGAGUCGGCCUGGGGACCGCAUCCUUGAUAUAGAUAUUCCACUGUCAGUUGGUAUCUUGGAUCCCAGGGCCAGCCCCACCCAGUUGAACACUGUUGAAUUUCUGUGGGAUCCAUCAAAGAGAGCCUCAGCAUUCAUUCAGGUACAUUGCAUCAGCACAGAAUUUACUCCACGGAAACAUGGAGGAGAGAAAGGGGUGCCCUUCCGGGUUCAAAUCGACACCUUUAAGCAGAAUGAAAAUGGUGAAUACACAGAACACUUACAUUCUGCAAGCUGCCAGAUCAAAGUGUUCAAGCCUAAAGGAGCAGACAGAAAACAGAAGACUGACAGGGAAAAAAUGGAGAAGAAGACCACCCAAGAGAAGGAGAAGUAUCAGCCUUCUUAUGAGACAACUAUUCUCACAGAGUGCUCUCCCUGGCCAGAUGUGCCUUAUCAAAUGAACAAUGCUCCAUCUCCAAGCUACAACAGUUCUCCCAACAGCUUCAACCUUGGAGAUGGCAACAGUUCUCCAACCCACCAAGUGGAGCUCCUGCCUCCCAGCAAUGAUCAUCUCCUUCCUUCUGCUUCUAUUCAAGAUGCCCAGCAGUGGCUUCAUCGUAAUAGGUUCUCUCCAUUCUGUAGACUCUUCUCAAGUUUUUCGGGUGCUGACUUACUGAAGAUGUCCAAAGAAGAUUUUGUUCAAAUCUGUGGGCCUGCUGAUGGAAUUCGGCUCUUUAAUGCAAUCAAAGGAAGAAAUGUAAGGCCCAAGAUGACAAUUUAUGUCUGUCAAGAACCAGAGCAGAACAGGUCCCAUCUUCACCAAAAACGAGAAAAUGGAGAUGGCAGUCUUUGUGUAUAUCAUGCAAUCUUCUUGGAAGAACUGACCACACUGGAAUUAAUCGAGAAGAUUGCAAACUUGUACAGCAUUUCUCCACAACAGAUAAAUCGAAUCUAUCGGCAGGGACCCACAGGGAUCCAUGUAUUAGUGAGCAAUGAGAUGGUGCAAAACUUCCAAGAUGAAUCUUGUUUUGUUAUCAGCACAUUAAAAGCUGAAAGCAAUGAUGGCUACCACAUCAUUUUAAAAUGACCGUGCUGCACAGAAAGACUUUAACAGCCUAAAAUUU